Messenger RNA from Pocillopora verrucosa, 7412 nucleotides. Its product is annotated as terminal uridylyltransferase 4-like. Lineage: Eukaryota; Metazoa; Cnidaria; Anthozoa; Scleractinia; Pocilloporidae. The record is from RefSeq and is a predicted model, not a curated record. Gene Ontology annotation, molecular function: RNA uridylyltransferase activity; nucleic acid binding; zinc ion binding.
GCAGACUGGUAAUGCGUACUUGCGAUUUGCUUUUCUAGCUCUUUCCAUCAACUUUCAAGCUUCCCAAAGCCUUCUACUUCAUGGUUAUGGAUGCCAAACGGAGGGAGUGAUUGGUUCCGUUGUGUCUCCUCGAAGAUAAUGUUAACAAAUUUCGAUAGAUGUCAACAUUGUUUUGAACGAUGAAUUAUGCAUAUUCGGGCUAAAGUUUACCCCCGAACAGGAAAUAGAGAAUUUUCUAUUUUUGAAAGAAUGGAUUUGAUAAAUGAAUUAAAGUAAUAGACUCAUUGGGAAAUGGAAAAUUCUGACAUUGCUCCAGAGUCGUCCGGAGAGAAUCCAAAUAGAACCUCUAACGGGAGACAUCCAGAAUUGCAUCAGAAAGAAGAAUCGCCAGUUGGUUCCCAAACUGAAGCGACAAGGGAACAAGAGAUAACAAAUAUUCCCCACAAGAACAGAUCUAAGAAGGAAAAAAAGGAGGAGAGUGGAACAUCAAAUGAAAAUCAAAGAAGUCCAGAGGAUUUGCUAAAGAUAAUAAAAGAACUGGAGUCUAAACAUUUUGUUGUGCAACAUGAUAAAAUGAAGCAACCAAAUAAGGAUGCAGAAGGUCCCUUUUACUGUGAGCUUUGUGAACUAAAAUUGGCAGAUUUGAAAAGAUGUCAAGAACAUGUGAGAACCAAGGGUCACAGGAGAGCAAACAGGACCAAAGGAGAGUCUUUGUCGCUCACACGGAUUACCCCACCUUCCAAAAAUCAAACCUUAGCUCUGAGCAAGCUUCUUGACUCUGUUUUCUUGGAUCAUGGAUUAUCCCCUGAAAAAGAUCUACCUUUGAGGGGCAAGGUAGCAAAAGAUGUCCAUAAGGUUGUGUGCACCAAGUUUCCAGAAUGUGCAGUGUUCCUUUAUGGAUCUUCCUCCACUGGAUUUGGUCUGAAGGACAGUGAUGUUAACCUUGAUCUUGUCAUUCCAGAUGAGCUCAAUGUGCCUCAUGUUCUCCUGUCAAUUUUGGAGCUACUUCAAAAAGAUGACAAGUACUGCGAUGUAAAAAGUGAAUUUGAUGCAAAGGUACCCAGGAUAUUAUUCAAACAUCUUUCAAGUGGACUUCUUUGUGAACUCAGCCCUGGAAAUAUAACUGCUUUCAAGACUAGCUGCUUGUUAAAGAAGUAUUGUGAUGCUGAUCCUCGCGUCAACAAGUUGGUUGUGGGCCUGCGUUACUGGGCAAGGAUUUGCAGCAUUGAUUGUCAAUCAGAGGGUGGUUUACCUGGUUACUCUUUUGCUCUGAUGGUCAUUCAGUUCCUUCAAGUGGCAAAGCCUCCAGUUCUUCCCAGAUGGGUACCACAUGAGGCAAUUGACAAAGACAACCCAAAAGCUACUGAAAAUUUUGCUAGUGAGAAUAAAGAACAGAUUGGAACAUUGUGGUAUCAGCUUUUUAAGUUUUACUGUAUUGAUUUCGACCCUCCAAAUCUGGUGAUUUCCAUCAAAGAUCCAAUGCCUGUUAAAAGAGAAGAUAGAAGGUGGGGUCAUCGUCGACUAGCAAUGGAAGAUCCUUUUUCUACCAAGCGAAACGUUGCUUCCUCAUUAAGUAGCGACAAAGCAUACGACCACUUCUUUACGUGCUGGAAGAACAGCUUUAAGUAUUUUGCAUCCUCGUCACAAAGUGAGAUACUAAAGACAAGUUCUAAACCAUCUCACAAGGCGAAUGACGGUAAAUCAGUGAAAAGUAAGAAGCAGGAGAGCAAGGAGGUUACUGAUGACGAGGGUAUUUUUCAAUUGGAUGACUUGGAUCCUCUGACCAAACAGAUGCACUCUCUGGAUGUUUCUAGGAACGACUGUGAAGAUGGUGGUUUGUCUCAAAGACAAACUAAAACGAAUGGUGCUAGCUUGAAAAGCAAGGAUCAAAUUGAGACAGAAAUUGAAGUUGAAGUAAGUUUGAGUGGAUCUGAAGAGGAAGAACACAGAGACUCCAAAACUGACUCAAAGGAGCAAGCGUGUAGGUCUUCAGGAAAAACCAGCGACGUGGGUGUUACUCAGCUGAAGGUUGUUUAUAGAUUUGAUGCUAAAGUUUUCCAAGGAAACAGUAAACCAGUUAAAACCUGUUGCUUUUGCAAAGAGGAUGGUCACGUGAAGGAUCAGUGCCCAGAUUUGCGGAAGCCGCCUCUGAUAGUACUGCCGCCAAUGACGCCAACGUUUGCUCAAGUGCUAGAUUUUGUCUGCCUGACUUGUAGACGCGAUUUUGAAUUUGAAAAAUCAGAAGUUUCAUACCGAGAGAAGGUGUUGAGGAAUCUGGAACAGUACAUCCGUGAGCAGUAUCCAGGCGCACGACUGUUUCUCUUUGGUUCCUCCAAAAAUGGCUUUGGGUUUCGUAAUAGUGACAUUGAUAUUUGCAUGACGCUGGAAAACCGUGUCAAAGAAGAAUUGGAUUGUGUGGAGAUCAUCACUAACCUUGCAAGGCUUCUCAAGAAACACAAAGACUGUAACAAUGUACUGCCUAUCACCACAGCAAAGGUUCCCAUUGUGAAGUUCUUCCUUCGCAGUUGUAAGCGUGAGGCUGAUAUAAGCUUAUAUAACACACUUGCAUUGGAGAACACAAAGAUGCUUGCUACCUACGCUAAGCUGGAUGAUCGUGUUGCUACUCUUGGCUAUGCUGUAAAGGUAUUUGCCAAGGUGUGUGACAUCGGAGACGCUUCAAAGGGCAGCCUGUCAUCCUACGCCUAUAUACUCAUGCUUCUUCAUUAUCUGCAACAGUGCAAUCCUCCAGUCAUUCCAGUGCUACAGGCCUUGCACAAGGGUGACAAACCGCCCGAGAAGUUCAUUGAUGGCUGGAAUUGCUGGUUUCUGAGUGACGAGAAGAAAAUUGGAAGUGCCUGGAAUCCAAAGGAGAGGAACAAUUUCAGUGUGGGUGUCCUGUGGUAUGGCUUUCUAAGAUAUUAUACUGAAGAAUUUGACUUCGAACACGACGUGGUUUGUUGCAGAAGAACAAAAAAGCUGACCAAAUUUGAAAAAAUGUGGACCAAACACGUGUUCGCAAUUGAGGACCCUUUCAAUCUGGACCACAACUUGGGUGCGGGCGUGACAAAGAAGAUGGCCAACUAUAUCCUGACCACCUUUAUCAGAGGACGUGAACGCUUUGGAAUUCCACGAUAUGAUAUACCCAGAGAUUUUAUUCAGCGGUACUUCUUUGAUGUUUACUUUCUUACAGAUGGCUUUGAAGCUCCAAGUGACAGGAAUUGCCGCGUUUGUAAUAAAAUAGGCCAUAUUGCAAGAGAUUGCCCUCUUUCUAAGGUCAAUCGACGUGCAGAGCAAAGGAAGGAAGAGGAAGAAAGGAAAUUGGGUAAAGAAGCUGGCGAAAAAAUAGGCGUGAAACAGAAGCCUUUUAGCGCAGGACCUUCACGUCCAAGAUCUACUUCUGCGCCAAGCAAACAGGGACAAAACAAGAAUGUUGACGAUAGUAUUCGUCUGUCAACAGCACUGUCUCAACAAGGUGCUAAUGCUUCGGAUGUAACAUCUCUCUCAAAAUCUCAACCAAAUUCACAAGAUCUUUCGUCUCCUCCAGAGGGGAGAGGGGAGGGGAGAGAGGUCGCAGAUAAGCAAUCCGAGAUUCCAAAUAUGAAAGCACGUGACCAGACCUCUCUGCAGGGCUCGCCCAGUGCGCAUUCAGCCUGUGGUACUCAAGAGACUUUGGUGGAGUCAAAAGAAAACAUAUCUCAACCCAUACCGGCAGGCUACGUCUCUGAUGUUAAGAAUGAGAAAGGUAACGAAGGUAGAAAUGUAAAUGACUCGGAGGGCAUCAUCCCAGCUGCGGUUUUACCAGGUUCAAAGGAAGAGGAUUUUACUAAGGCAUCUGCAACGCCACGAGUGCAGACUUCUUCAUCAGUGCAAUCCAGUCACUCUGGAGAAAUGGAACCUCCUCCCGGCUUCCACGGCACCGGCAGGAUGUCUCAGGUGUCCGAUGAAGGAUCUCCACAAUUGUUACCUGAUGGUCUCCCACAGUCCCCUCCUGUAAAUGCUCCAUCACCUAAUAUCUUACAAGGUCAGCCUAUCGUUAUGGGUACUCCACCACGGCAUCCAAUAGGCAUGCUCCACCCCCAAAUUGCUCCGUUUGUAUUUUCUCCCAGUCAACAUGACAUGUGGCUGAGGCAACAUGGUGGAAUCAUGCAAAUUCCCCAUAGUCCACCUGUGAGGCCACUUGUUCCUUAUCCUUUGUCACCCGAAGUUCAAGGUGUUCAACAACCAACGCAGCAGUGGAGUGGUCCUGUAGAAAACUUUCCAAUGGAUCAUCCCGGCUCCCCUUUUCGGGGAUUCCAUCGUCUUUGUGAGCACAACCAACGAUUACUUGCACAGAGCCCUCCAAUUAUUUCAAGAACUGUUAAUAGGCCAUUGGGACCAAACAGCCCUCCCCUUAAUGCGACCAGUUAUGAAGAUCCAGCUAUGGUAGAAGGGCAGCAGUUCGCCUCGCCUCCAGUAAGACAUCCUGCUUUCCCAGAAGGCAUUUCUCCCAGUAUCACUCCACAGCAGGCCCAGUUUCCUCCUGGUAUCCCUCUACAACACGCCCAAUUUCUGCCCAGCACUCAUCCACAGCAAACCCAUUUUCCUGUUGGUUCUCCUACACAGCAGACUCAAUUUAUUCCUGGUAAUCAUCCACAGCGACCCCCCUUCCCCGUGGGUUCUCCUCCACAACAGACUCGAUUGCUUCCCAGCACUCCUCCUCAGCAAACUCCCUUUCCGGUUGGUUCUAAUCCACAGCACACCCAAUUUCAUCAUGGUGUUUCUCCACGGCCCCCUUUUACUCCACCACAGAGUAUACCACAGCCGCAAGGAAACAGUUUACAGCAUGCCAUCGGAACACACAUGACAGGAGAACAGUUCAUCGGCCUCUUCCGGGCCGCUGAAGUAGAGGAAAAGAAGGAAGACAUUCUCCCCACGAAUCCCCCUGCAAAUGAUGAGUUUCAGUCUAAGGAACUACAUAUUGCUCCAAAGAAUUUGAAAGCCGCCAAUACCCCAGAAGAACAUAAGUUGCUAUCCGAUCUGAACAAAGUGAAGAGCCUAUGGGAAGGCAAUGCUGCAGCUGAAUUGCAAAGCAGUAGCCCUGGUCCAGAAAUAGUCAAGGAAUUGAAUCCCAAUGGGCAUACUGAAGUUCAAGAUUCAAAUGAUGCGGUUCCUCCUCUCCAAGACACCGAGGCAAUGAUAAAAGACGAAAUAUGUUCAACUGUUAACGAGAACUCGAUUAAAAAAGAGGAUGAAGGAAUGACAGUGGAUGUAGUCAAAACUAAGGAAAGCGUUUUGGAAAAGCGAUUUGUACCGGCUCCCUCGACUCAAGGACAUGAUGUAGUGGUUUCGAGAAAGGUGAACAUGGAGGAACAAGAUUCAUCUACCUGUGAGGUGACUUUGAAAGAUAAAUCGGAGGCAAAUACGCCUGUAGUAGACAAUGGAGAGCGAAAGAGAGCUGAGGAACAAGAACAGAACAUUGCAGCUUCGGCUGCGCUAGAAGAAGCUCCCAGAAAAAAGAACAAAAAGCGGGGCGGUCGUGGAAGGAAGGCUAAGACACCAAGACAAAACGAAGCUACAGAGAGUUCUCCAAACAAGCAAGAGAAAACCGUAGAUGAUGGCACAAAAGAAACAAAGAAUACUCAAGGGCAAAAUCAACGCCAGAAAAAUCGCGUCGAAUCCAAAGUUGACGCUUCAAAGGCUCCUCCUUCAUCUUCACCCAAAAGGCCUGGACCUGAACGCUCCGAAGAAAAACCGAAUGAAUGCUCUAGAGAAAGUCCUGGCCAUGGUGCCGAGUCAAAUAAAAGUUCUACCCCCAAAAGGCCAGGAUCUGAACGCUCCAAAGUAAAACCGACUGACUCUUCAAGAGACACUUCACGCCGAGGUGCCGAUUCAAAUCAAAUUUCGACGCCUAAAAAGCCUAGAUCUGAACGCUCCGAAGAAAAACCGACUCAAUCUUCAAAAGACCCUUCUCCCCGUGGUGCUGAGUCAAAUCAAAUUUCGACGCCUAAAAAGCCCAGAUCUGAACGCUCUGAAGAAAAUCCGACUCAAUCUUCAAAGGACCCUUCUCCCCGUGCUGCUGAGUCAAAUAAAAGUUCUACACCCAAAAAGCCUGGAUCUGAGCGCUCCGAAGUGAAACCGAGUGAAUCUUUAAAGAACAGCCCUCGUCAGGGUGCCGAGUCAAAUAAAAGUUCUGCAUCCAAGAAGUCUGGACCUGAGUGCUCCGAAUCGAAACCUUCUGAAUCUUCAAAAGACACUUAUCGCCAUGGUGCUGAGUCAAAUCAAAUGUCCACGUCUAAAAAACCUAGAUCUGAACGCUCCGAAGAAAAACCGAGUGCAUCCUCUAGGGAUGGUUCUCGCCGUGGUGCCGAGUCCACACCAGGUAAGAAUAAACUCAAAGAGUCACCUACAAGCAAGAAAGACCCUGAAAAGAGAGCACCACAGGAAACCAAUCAAGAACGUGGUAAGAGUGCAAGAGCAGAAAAGGCUACUAGUCCCCCCGAGGAUUCUAACAAAGUUAAACCUACAAAUCAGAGACGGAGAAGACCAAGAUCCCAGUCCAAAAGGGGCGGACAGAACGAAGGGAAAUAAGAGCAGGAUACAAGACACCGAAACAACAGCACGCCCGUGAAACGCCAAUCUCUGAAAUCGUAAAUUAUGGACACGUGUAGCGUGUUAAGGGUAUAGCACCGAGCCAAGGUGACAAAGAUUUUUUAGAGAAAGUGAAGUAUUUUCUUAGCGAGAUGCAGGUGGUAGAAAAUGGGUACUUGAUUUUAUAGAGCAGCAAACCUGUGUGUGACCUAUUCUUGAGCUUCUUGUGCUCCUUUAUCCCUUAAAACCACAAUAUUAUUCUGUUCUCUUUACAAUUCUUUUGAUACUGACGUGGAGAAUAUGUUUAACAGUCGGGAUAGCUUCUUACAUUGGUGAUCAUUUCCUUUAUUCUCACGUUCUUUACAUUUGAUUCAAGGGUGAUAUUGUAAGGAGAAAUUAGAAACCAGUCACUCUGAGGAGUUAUAGGGUUAAGUGCAUGCUAUCGCGUUUUCUUUGUACUCCUUUCGUAGCAGACAUACAAUAACUCAUUGUUGAUCACUCAACAAUGUUCUAGUAAUAGAACGCUGAUGAUAGUUCAUGACUUUUAAAAAUUUUGUCUUACAGAAGCGAUGGUAGAACUGAUUUCUUUUUUUGUUGUUAACUAAAGCACUCGACUUUUUUCCUAGUUUGAUUCAACAAAGUAAUGGCACUCACGAAUUUGCAGAUUCUAGUUUUGUUCUUAGUUAUUGAAAAGUUCCUUGUGUUAACUCGUGAAAAGCUUAGCUCUGGUGACAAAUAACUGAACAUUUUCACACGUUAUGUUUUAUCUUGCAAGAAGUAGGGUUUUAUUAAACGACGAUUACAGCGGUCUGCCGCCGGCCUAUAAGAACUCUUAUUGUCGUCUG